This is a messenger RNA of Salvelinus sp. IW2-2015, 1200 nucleotides long. RefSeq lists its product as uncharacterized. The record is from RefSeq and is a predicted model, not a curated record. NCBI's taxonomy places the organism in Eukaryota, Metazoa, Chordata, Actinopteri, Salmoniformes, Salmonidae.
AAAAUCUUAGUAGGCUAGCUACGCAUUUAAAAGACAACAUAAGGACCGACUACAUAUAGCAACAAAUCCAGAGGCUACGCACUUAGCUAUGGACGUUUGAUUGAUAACCGCUCUGCCCUUCAUCUAUUCUUUAUCAUUCUACCUGUUUGAUAUUGGAGAGAACACGAGCGAGUCCUUUCUAUUGAUAUAUAAUCUAUUACAAUUGGUUUACGUCUAGGAGGUUGUUUUAGACUACAGUACAUCAUUUCCAAAGCCAGUUCUCGCAUAGUGCAAGGAUGCGAAUUCCACUUACAUUCAUUCUGUUUUUCAAGUUAAGUUGGGGUCUUCCAAUUGAUUUGUUGAUGUGAUUUGUUACAGACACGGUCAUUCUGUUCCAGCGGUCGGGAGUGGUCGGCGAGAUGGAGACCGUCGAGCAGGUCUUGGUCAACGGAGCACCUCUCUCCAACUGCGGGAAAUACGUCAGUGGCAUUCUCCGUGCUGUAUUGCUGGGCAACUACAGCGAGUCUUUUCAACAGGCGUUCGAGAUAGAAGAAAAUGUCACCAACACCAUGACAAAAAAUCCUACUUACCAGUACCUGCGUGUGCGUGAAUGCAAACUGAAUGGAUUUCGAGUGGUGCAUUUGACCGACCAGCUCCUUGUAAACGGGAAUGACUUCCUGACUCUGGACCAAUCCACAGACACCUGGACAGCUGAGGUACCACAGGCCCUCUCACUCAAACAGCUUUGGGACUGGGACACUGAGCGCACGAGGAGGGAGAGGAUGCAACUCCAUGAGAGCUGUACCGAGCUGAUGGAGCUCACACAAUCUGAGCCCACCACCAAUGGAGCAGGGACGUCCCUGCUGACUGUCCUGGCUCCACUGUUUGCAGGCCUGGCCUUUGUUGCCGUGGUUAUUGCAAGCUUCCUCAUCUCUCAACAAGAUCCCAAAGUUUCCGGACACCCUGGAGGUGUACUUGGCUCCAUUGUCCACUACCCUCAGAAUGUCACAGAAACACCUCAGGCCCCUCAAUCAGGAAAAGASAACCAGGUCCUCUAAAACUCAACCCACCUCCUCUCAUCCACCUCUGAUGACCCCUGUUCCUUUCUAUUCUAGUUAGAGACAGCUAGCGCUGUUCUGUGGCGGGAGUAGUACACAGCGUUUUGUACGAGAUCUUCAGUUUCUUGGCAAUUUCUCGCAUGCAAUAGCCUUCAUUUCUCAG